AUGUCCGCUCCUAGUGCCACUGCCUUGAGUGCAUAUCGCCAGAUUCUUCGCGCCACCCGCAUCGCAUUCAGAGAUGAUCUACGUGUGAUGGUCGCCGCGCGACAGGAGGCUCGUCGCAAUUUUGAUCAGAAUCGACGUGUCGGUGUUGACACUGGCAUGCACAUCAACCACGCUCUCGAGGUGGCCAACAUUCUCCGACAUAAUAUCGUGCAAGGUGCUCGCGAGGGAAAUGACGAAUCCGCAAAGUGGCAACUCCGAAUCCACGACGAGAUCGAGCGGGGUGACAACGAUUCGAUCAAGGUCGGCAACAAGGACGUCAAGAUCCAUAAAGCAUGCUCAUCUUAG
Penicillium diatomitis is the source of this 345-nucleotide messenger RNA. RefSeq names its product LYR motif-containing protein. Gene Ontology annotation, biological process: mitochondrial respiratory chain complex III assembly. Bases 1 to 345 code for a protein of 114 amino acids. The transcript has 3 exons. The record is from RefSeq and is a predicted model, not a curated record. NCBI's taxonomy places the organism in Eukaryota, Fungi, Ascomycota, Eurotiomycetes, Eurotiales, Aspergillaceae.